AUGGCCUUUCGUUGGGCCACAUGGUUGCUGCUCGUGGCAGCUUGGAGCAUGGGCUGUGGUGAGGCCUUCAGGUGCUACGCCUGUGCCUGGCCCACACCCAUUUAUUCAUGCAAGAACAUUACCCAGUGCAAGCCGGAAGACACGGCCUGCAAGACCACAUUGGAGACGGUGGAGUCGGAGUACCCCUUCAUCCAGAGCCCCAUGGUGACACGCUCCUGCUCCAGCUCCUGCCUGGCCACAGACCCUGACAGCAUUGGGGCUAUCCGCCCUGUCUUCUGCUGCUUCCGUGACCUCUGCAAUUCUGAGCUGUGCAGAUGUCGCUGCCCAGUGGAGCAGCAGGGCUACUGCAUCCGGACUCUUCUGAAGACCGCCCUAGUCAGCGGCAUCCCUGCAGUGGGAGGCCGCACUGCGCCAGCACCGCCAGCAGGGGGCGUGCGUCCCCGGCGACGCAGGGCGGGCACGUGGGGACCCCAUGGGCUAAGGUCCCGGCCCUCAGCGGACCUCGGAAAGCCCUUAGCCUACGGCGAUGGCACCCCCGGCCCUAGGGACAGCUACGGAGGCUGGGACCGCAAGCGGUACCUCCAUAUCGUCCCAAGCAAUCUCUAG
This is a messenger RNA of Castor canadensis (American beaver), 606 nucleotides long. RefSeq names its product secreted LY6/PLAUR domain containing 1 (gene Slurp1). The record is from RefSeq and is a predicted model, not a curated record. Gene Ontology annotation, cellular component: plasma membrane. Lineage: Eukaryota; Metazoa; Chordata; Mammalia; Rodentia; Castoridae.